Nymphaea colorata (pocket water lily) is the source of this 679-nucleotide messenger RNA. Its product is annotated as glutaredoxin-like. Gene Ontology annotation, molecular function: glutathione disulfide oxidoreductase activity. Gene Ontology annotation, cellular component: cytoplasm. The record is from RefSeq and is a predicted model, not a curated record. Gene Ontology annotation, biological process: cellular response to oxidative stress. NCBI's taxonomy places the organism in Eukaryota, Viridiplantae, Streptophyta, Magnoliopsida, Nymphaeales, Nymphaeaceae. The transcript is spliced from 4 exons. Bases 164 to 538 code for a protein of 124 amino acids.
CCAUUUCCUGCGGGGUUUCCUACCUGGUCUGACGUGCCAGCCUCACUUUCCAAAGCGCGUCGAAAUUUCAGUGGCUGGACUAGAGACAAAAGCGGAAGUGGACCGGCGACGUGGGGCGGCGAGCUUUGGCGCUUACAUAAACGGCAGGUGAAGGCGAAAGCGGAUGGGAGGAUUGUUCAGUAGCUUGAAGGCGUCUCCAGAAGAGGUGAAGAUGGCACUCCCUAAGACUCAGGAGAUUGUGUCCAACAACCCCGUCGUUGUCUUCAGUAAGACAUACUGCCCCUUCUGCACGCGAGUUAAGCAGCUGCUUUCAAAGUUAGGAGCAGAGUACAAGGUGGUCGAAUUGGAUGUAGAGAGUGAUGGAAGUGCGGUUCAGGCUGCCUUACUGGAAUGGACUGGACAGCGGACUGUGCCUAAUGUGUUUAUUGGCGGAAACCAUGUCGGUGGUUGCGAUGCCGUCACUGCAACACACAACCAAGGGAAGCUCGUGCCUCUGUUAACGAAUGCUGGAGCCCUGCCAAAUGCUACUUCCAGCUAGCUGUAGUGUUGUUUCUCUUGACAAGAUAGUGAUCCUUCAUGCUUAGCCUUUCAAAAAUGUACUUGAAGUUGGCCUUCAGGACAAAGUAUUGUUCUUCAGUGUGAAACCUUUGCUUAUUCAAUAAAAUUUUCUAUACAUGUA